Talaromyces rugulosus is the source of this 1041-nucleotide messenger RNA. RefSeq lists its product as uncharacterized. Gene Ontology annotation, molecular function: FMN binding; pyridoxamine phosphate oxidase activity. Gene Ontology annotation, biological process: pyridoxine biosynthetic process. The record is from RefSeq and is a predicted model, not a curated record. The coding region runs from base 1 to 1041 and encodes 346 amino acids. The transcript has 2 exons. NCBI's taxonomy places the organism in Eukaryota, Fungi, Ascomycota, Eurotiomycetes, Eurotiales, Trichocomaceae.
AUGGCAAGUUCUUCUACAAUAUACGACCCAGGCAAGGAAAGGCUACUGACAGGUUCAGGAUUUCAAUUCGGCCGCUCAUCCCCAAUACCCGAAACGGCUCUCGCCCCCGGCGAUAUCAAGGGCCCUGAAGGCGACGGCGACGAGACAACCACCAGUACCGUGCGCAUGGCCGCAAACCAUCUGGCCCAAGACAUCACGCGCUCCGACACCUCAACGCCAACAUCGGCCAUGCAGCAAGAACUGCUCUCGCACCCGGCGCGCGCACACCAGUUUACCAUAAACCCUCCACUGCACAUGUCGCAUCUGCACCCGACGAAUCCGCUGCAUCAGUUCCACAAAUGGUUCAAGGACCCGCGCAUCCCGCGUUCGUCUGCGCCAGAGACGUGCACGCUGGCCACCGCUUCGUUACCCUCGGGCCGAGUCAGUGCGCGGAUGCUCUAUUUCAAGGAGCUGGAUGAGCGCGGAUGGGUUAUAUACAGCAAUUGGGGCAGCAAGGAAGGCAAAGGCGCUCAAAUCUUUGGGUCUGAGUACAGGGCCUCUGCGGAUGGCUCCAUGCCAGGCGACAUGCACGAUUCGGCCGCUCUCAAUCAGGGCAAUAGAUGGGCAGCCCUAACGUUUUUCUGGUCGCUCGUCGAGCGGCAGGUCCGGAUAGAGGGUAUAAUCGAGCCGCUGUCGCGAGAGGAAAGCGAAAUGUACUGGCGCACGAGGGAACGGCACAGUCAAAUCGGUGCCUGGACGAGCUGGCAGAGCAAAGUGCUUUGGUCAGUCGACCCGGACGCCGCCAUUUCUUCGGACAUUUCGGAUCUCGACGACGGACGAGCAGUACUAGAACAGCGCGCCAAGGAAAUAGAAGCAAGGUUCGCAGACGUCAAGGAGAUCCCUCUGCCGCCCUUUUGGGGAGGCAUUCGAGUCGUCCCGGAAUCGGUCGAGUUUUGGCAGGGCCGGCCGGGGAGACUGCAUGACCGUUUCCGAUAUAUGCUCGAGGGAGCGGGACAUUCAGCAAAGACAUCCAAAUGGCGCAUAGAACGACUGUCUCCGUGA